This is a messenger RNA of Cladocopium goreaui, 2585 nucleotides long. The record is from the annotation of a GenBank genome assembly. Lineage: Eukaryota; Dinophyceae; Suessiales; Symbiodiniaceae.
AUUGAUCCACGCAGCCAAUCUGGGUGGAAAGGUGAAAACCACGGGAACAACAGGACCGCAGUCGAGCGAUGACUCGGUUGGCGUGGCAUCAUGUUUUUGCGACCCUGCUUUUCGCGGGGUCUGCCUACAUGAUGGAAGAUGCGACCACAGCCUGCUUGAUGUGGCAGGGAGAUGGAUGCGAAAGCAUUACAGAUGAAACAUUGUGCGUUCACAGUCGUGAUGGUAUGGCGCAUGAUUUUUUUGGCAGCGUCCGAUUAGGAAAAGCCUGCGGUUGGCAUAAACGUGGCAUUUGUGAGCGAGUUGAUGAAUGGAUGCGGAAACGGGAGGAUCCAGGUGACUACAAAGUUGCCACUUGCAAGGAUGGAGAGACGAUUAACACCACCAUUGCAGCAGUGCAGCCCCCCGCGUCCACUGAAACGCACUCAACUCCAGGAGCCCGAGCUCACAUGCCGUGGGGCGCAGUAAAACUGCAGCCAAUGGAUGGUGGUAGCAAUCGUGCUUGCCGUGGAGUCACCCAAGGGCAGACAGGGUUUGUGUCCCGCCAGUACAACUUGUGGACUGCUCAAACUCUUGACGACUGCAAGGCCUUAUGUACUGGUCCUUGCACCGGUAUUGAGUUCCAAGCUUCCAAAAAGUACUGCGAGACCUGGUUUGGCGACAUCCUUUUCUCCACCAAGAGCGAUGGUUUUGAGUGUUAUGUGAAAGAGAACAUUGACCAGGCCUCGAAGUUGGCCAUGAUCCGACCACAGGACGACAGUUGCCUGCGAGAAGAGAUCAGGGGCUGCGGAGCCUUGCAGGAUCGCUACAGCUGCCUCAGCAGCAAGGAUGGUAGUGACACCACUGACAUCUACGGUUUGAAGGUGAAGGGUGAGCCUUGCAUUUGGUGUGGUGGCACGGCAUGCAGAACUGGAAGCGCUAAUAAGUGCGAACCCUUCGACUUCCUCAUGCGUGGCAUGGGAAAGGAGCAUGGCUUUGACAGCUUCACAGCUGUUGGCAGUUUCGAGACACCCACCUGUGAGGCUGGCAAGUCCACAGUCUUUGAUGAGGCAGCGCAGAUGGUCUUUGGAAAUGUGGACUGUUUGAAGAAGCAGGCGGAAGGAUGCGGCGCCAUCAAGGACAGGUCCACGUGCCUUUCCAGCGUUGACGGACGGCAAUUUCCCGGACUGAAGGUGGAAAACCAACCAUGCGUCUGGUGCGGAGGGGCGCCUUGCAACACCGACAACGACAAUCUCUGCGAGCCCUACGGCUUUGCUUUGAAUGACAAGAGCGGUGCCUUUCACACGUACUUCUCCGCAGCCUGCGAGGCUGGGCAACCAGUCGAGGAGUCCAUCUCCACUGCAAUGGCACGACAGGGCUCGGUGAAGGUUGUCAAUUGCGGACUUCCAAAUCCUACUUGGCUUGGUGUCAGCAAGAAUUGCGGCUUCUGCAAGGUCCAAGUGGCAGACCAGGCCGCAGAGUCCUACCUCUCAUGCAAUGCUUACUGCCAAGCCCAAGGGGGUCUCCAGUGUGCAAAAGCAUUCAAGGGCUUCAUGAGCAGCUGUGAUGUUGGGCCAGAGAUCACCUGCGACGCCGCAUUUGAAAAGAACAGCUACCCCGUGUGCGAAUGCAGUCCAGCAACUGUCAAGGACAAUGGGCCGAAUGUCAUGAUGGCAACUCAUUUGCCGCGUCCUGCAGAGGAAAAACUUGCGUGCUUGGAUGUGGUUGCUGAAGGUUGCGGAUCUUUGAAGGACCAACUGAAAUGCUUGAGCAGCAAGGAUGGCUCUGUGGCAGAUUAUCGUGGCUUGAAGAUUGCCGGAGAACCAUGCGUUUGGUGCGGCGGAGGGUCUUGCUCUGACAACGACGAGAAUGUCUUGUGCGCUGCUUAUGACUUCCUUGCAAAUGGCCAGGGCUUGGCCUUCACAAGCCGACAGGCUAUCACAGUCAUGGAUGUGGCUCACUGCAAGGAGCCGCGUACCAGCUUCGGCAAUGUCGAUUGCCUGAAUCGUGUUUCAGAAGGCUGCGGCAGUCUGCAGGACAAGGAUACCUGCUUAGCCAGCGUUGAUGGCAGCCCAUACAAGCAGCUUGCCGGUUUGAAGGUUGAGGGUCAGCCGUGUGUUUGGUGCGGUGGCGGGCCAUGCAGCGAACAUGGAAACCUCUGCGAGCCGCAUGAGUUUGUUGUCCACGGAGUAGGUCAUGCCUUCAAUACGGGAACGUCGAUUUACACGACAGCUGCCUGUGAGGCCGGCAAGCCCGUGCAGCAUGAAAUGCCAAGCUCCAUGGCGAACUAUGGAGCUAACGUGGCAGUGGACUGUGGCAUUCCCAACCCAAUUUGGUACAAAGUGGGUAAGGUCUGUGGCUUCUGCAAGGUUCAGGUUGCAAAGAUGGCUCUUCCAGUCUACAAGAACUGCACAGGAUACUGCAAAGCUCAAGGCCUCACGUGCUCGAAAGCAUUCAAGGGGUAUUUGCACAGCUGCGAUGUGGAGUCCCCAUUGGGAUGCGACGAAGCUUUCGGAACCGAGACAGCACCAUUGUGCCAAUGCUCGCCGGCCCUCAUUAAGGCUAUCUACACUGCCUUUGGGUGGCCCAAUUCAAGCGUUUUGCACUAG